AUGGGGCCCAAUAACCUUGGCUUCAUCGACGGAAACGUCUGGAGGGAUAUCUACGGCAUGCGUCGUCGCGGUCAAUUUGAGAAAGCAUACGAAUACUACCGUGAAGGACCGGAAGGACCCAUUAGCUUGCUCAACGCUGGCCCCGAGGAGCAUGCGAGACUACGCAAGUGGGUUUCGCCAUAUUUUUCGGAUCGUGGCAUGAAGGAUCAAGAGCCGAUGAUUGGCGGAUACGUUGACUUGCUUCUCAAGCGACUUCAUGAGAACUGUGAUGAUGGUAUCCGCGCGCUUGAUCUCCGUGACUGGUUCAACUUUUGCAUCUUCGACAUCCUUGGCGAACUUGCUUUCUCCAGCUCUUUUGGAUGCCUCGAGUCAGCAGAAAAUCAUCCCUGGGUAAAAAUCAUUGCAUUUCAGCAAAAAGAGAUUGAGUGGAUCGGUGAGCUGAACCGGCAGGGAUUGAGAUUUAUCACAGCUAUCAUCAUGGAGUUACUCGCCAAGAACAAGUUGGAAUUCAUGAGUUACACGAUUCAGAAGUUAUAA
This is a messenger RNA of Colletotrichum acutatum, 537 nucleotides long. RefSeq lists its product as uncharacterized. Gene Ontology annotation, molecular function: oxidoreductase activity, acting on paired donors, with incorporation or reduction of molecular oxygen; monooxygenase activity; iron ion binding. Lineage: Eukaryota; Fungi; Ascomycota; Sordariomycetes; Glomerellales; Glomerellaceae. The transcript has 2 exons. The coding region runs from base 1 to 537 and encodes 178 amino acids. The record is from RefSeq and is a predicted model, not a curated record.